GACCAGACCCAUAAACUCUCUCUGGUCAAAAUUACCUUCAAUUAAACUCUUCAUUCUCUCCAAGCCAAAAAAAUAAAAUUAAAAUUAAAAAAUGGUUUAGUCAAAGAAGCUCUAAUGUAAUCGUCAAUAACUCUCGCCUUUGAAUUCAUCAACAAAACCUUUGAACCCAAAAAAGAAAUAAAUAAGUAAAAAAUAAAAAGCACUCAGAGAAAUCAAACAUCACAGCCCCCAACAAAUAAUCAAAAUCAAACCAAAAUUUUCCAUGCAAUUAUCUGGCAAUUCUCUCUCUCUCUCUCUCUCACACACGAACACACACCCACCAAAGUCAAUGGUCCUCUCCUGCUCGAUGAGAUCGUCUCCUCACGAUGAUACGCGUUAAUUUGACGAUUCAUUAAGCGUUAAUACACAAAACCCAUCGGAUUUGUGUUUUUUAAAUUUAUUUUUCAAAUUUCACCGAGAAAUUAUCCUUUGCUGUGUCCUUGUUGUUGUUGUUGGUAUUUUAACCAUGAAAGGCUCGGUUUUUUUGGCAAGAAUUUUUGUGUGGGUUUGCAUAUUAUUGUUGCUGAGCUUGGGUUCGUCUUCUGGGGUCACGGAGGACGAUGUGAGGUGCCUCCAGGAAUUCAAGAAAGAGGUGAAAGAUCCUCAGGGGAAGCUCAGCUCAUGGGACUUCAAGAACACAUCGGUCGGAAACUUAUGCAAGUUCGUCGGAGUUUCUUGCUGGAACGACCGCGAAAAUCGGGUCUUGAACCUCGAACUCCGAGACAUGAAGCUGUCGGGCACAGUUCCACAGGCGCUGGAGUACUGUGUUAGCCUUCAGAGUCUGGAUCUUGGUGGUAACGAUUUCUCUGGUGAGAUCCCUUCCCAAAUAUGUACAUGGUUGCCAUAUUUAGUAGGAUUGGACUUGUCAAACAAUAAAUUCUCGGGCUUUAUCCCACAUGAUCUGGGAAAAUGCACAUAUCUGAACAGUUUGAUCCUUUCGGAUAAUCGUCUAUCUGGCACCAUACCCUUUGAAAUUGCUAACCUCGGUAGGCUGAAGAAGUUCUCUGUGGCCAAUAACCAACUCACCGGUACCAUCCCUCAGCUUCAUUUUCCGCAAGAUAAGGCUGAUUUUGCUGGAAACAAAGACCUUUGUGGAAAGCCACUUGGAAAGUGUGGUGGGUUGAGCAAGAAAAACCUUGCAAUUAUAAUUGCUGCUGGGGUGUUUGGCGCCGCAGCAUCGUUGUUGUUGGCUUUUGGGCUGUGGUGGUGGUAUCACUUGAGGCUGAGUAAGAGGAAGAGAGGGUAUGGUAUUAGAGGGGAUGAUGAUUGGGCUUCGAAGUUGAGGGCUCAUAAGCUUGCUCAAGUUUCCUUGUUUCAGAAACCUCUUGUGAAGGUCAAGUUGGCUGAUUUGAUGGCGGCUACCAACAAUUUCAGCUCCGAGAAUGUGAUUGUUUCGACUAGAACCGGGACUACUUAUAAGGCUGUUCUUCCUGAUGGAUCUGCUUUGGCGAUCAAGCGGCUUAAUACUUGUAAGCUUGGCGAAAAGCAGUUUCGCCUUGAAAUGAACCGAUUAGGACAGCUAAGACAUCCAAAUCUAACACCCCUUUUGGGGUUUUGUAUGGUGGAGGACGAAAAGCUUCUGGUUUAUAAGCAUUUGUCGAAUGGGACUCUGCAUUCUCUGUUGCAUGGAAGUGGUCCUACUGCAUUGGAUUGGCCUACUAGAUUCAGGAUUGGUUUCGGUGCGGCCAGGGGUCUUGCUUGGCUUCACCAUGGGUGCCAUCCCCCAAUCAUCCACCAGAAUUUAUGCUCGAAUGUAAUACUUAUCGAUGAGGACUUUGACGCGAGGAUAAUGGAUUUUGGAUUAGCUAGGCUCAUGACUUCCGAUGCUAAUGACAGUAGUUUUGUCAAUGGAGACUUGGGCGAGCUAGGAUAUGUUGCUCCAGAGUACCCCGGUACAAUGGUCGUUUCCCUCAAAGGGGAUGCUUAUGGUUUUGGGGUAGUGCUCCUUGAGCUAGUAACUGGGCAAAAACCUCUUGAAGUCAGCACUGGUGAGGAAGAAUUUAAAGGUAAUUUAGUGGACUGGGUGACUUAUCUAUCUAACUCUGGUCGAACCAAGGAUGUCAUUGAUAAGGCGAUCUGUGGAAAAGGUCAUGAUGAGGAAAUUUUGCAGUUCCUGAAAAUUGCUCGCACUUGUGUUGUUUCUCGGCCCAGGGACAGAUGGUCUAUGUACCAGAUUUACCAAUCAUUGAAGGGCAUGGCCAAAAACCAUGGUUUCUCCGAACUGGAUGAUGAAUUUCCACUGAUUUUUGGCAAGCCAGAUAAUGAUACAAUGUAGCUUUGGAGCAAAGAGGGAGAAGCAUGCAUAUUGUUACAGGAUUUUGUCUUCGACGAAAGUUCUCCAGGGCUUUUAAUGUAAAUGGUAUGUUCCCAUUCUGAUUUUCCACAUUUGUUAGGCUAGCUGUAUGAUAAAAUAAACUACCUGUAAGUGGACAAUAGGGUUCUACAUCUACAGAUGAAAGAUAUUAUUGUUUUCCCUUUUGUUGUAUGAAAUACAACCUCUACUGAGGCUCAAUGGUAUUUUUAGUA
Molecule: messenger RNA, 2565 nt
Organism: Ziziphus jujuba (common jujube)
Lineage: Eukaryota; Viridiplantae; Streptophyta; Magnoliopsida; Rosales; Rhamnaceae
Product: inactive LRR receptor-like serine/threonine-protein kinase BIR2
Exons: 1
Coding region: 506-2314 (602 amino acids)
Biological process (GO): protein phosphorylation
Molecular function (GO): protein kinase activity; ATP binding; protein binding
Source: RefSeq, a predicted model, not a curated record